AUGGACAGCGCAGGCAACAAUACCACAUUAUAUGACGAUGAUUCGUUAUACCCAAGCGAAUUGGCCCUUCACAGAGAAUUCAGCCCGACUGAAAGUGUUAUCAAAAACUACAUACCAUGGCCGAUAGAAAAAUGCCUGGAAACAUUUCUUGUUAACGACACACAUCCUGAUGACGUUCCCAACCGUGUUUAUGAUUACAAUGGCACGCAAGUCUUGUGUCUGGAGCAUGCCCCAGUAUUGACUAAAAGUACUCUUAUUAGAGCGAGUGUGUUAUCUGCUAUGGCAAUUCUAUCGUUCUUUGGCAACUUGGCAACAAUUAUAAGCAUACAGAAGGGAAAAAGAGGUCGAGGGAGAGCAAGACCGUCGUGGACAGCGAUUUAUAGUUUGAUAUUUCAAUUGAGUAUAGCUGAUUUGUUGGUGACUGUAUUUUGUAUUGCUGGUGAAGCAGCGUGGUCGUUUGCGGUGCAGUGGUACGCUGGGAACAUAGCUUGCAAAUUGUUCAAGUUUCUGCAGAUGUUUGCUUUGUAUUUGAGUACUUUUAUUCUCGUGCUUAUCGGAGUGGACAGAUGGCUUGCUGUGAAGUAUCCGAUGCGAAGUAUGGCGACUGCAACAAGAAGUGGUAGACUCGUAAUUCUCGCGUGGGCGCUGAGUUUUUUCCUAAGCUUGCCACAGGCAGUGGUAUUCAGUGUAGCUCAAGGGCCAUUUGUUGAAGAGUUUUAUCAGUGCGUCACACACGGGUUCUACACACAGCGGUGGCAAGAGCAAGCAUAUACUACGAUGUCAUUGUUCUUCAUGUUCAUAUUACCUUUAAUCGUACUUAUAGCAACGUAUGUGUCCACAGUUAGAACUAUUGCAAAGAGUGAAAAGGUAUUCAAACCCGAAGUGCGGAGGCAGGAGAAACAUUUUACUCCAGAUAUGAAUAGGAGAAGGCUCAUUGACAGAGCGAAGAUGAAAUCUUUGAGGAUGUCUGUUGUAAUAGUAGCGGCUUUCCUAAUUUGGUGGACGCCAUAUUACGUCAUGAUGAUUAUUUUUACAUUCCUUAAUCCUAACAAAGACCAAAGUGAAGAAUUACUCAGUGGGAUUUUCUUCUUCGGGAUGUCGAACAGUCUAGUCAAUCCUGUCAUCUACGGAGCAUUCCACUUAUGGCCGAAGAAGAAUCGAUCUCAUCGACACAGUGACAGGGAAUCCGGUGGCCAUCACGCAUCGCUUCUUCGACGUGGUGACAACAACACUUCUUCGAUCCGACUGACGAUGAACAACCGUUCAAUGAGGUCCUCAACCAAGUACUCCAAUGGUCAUAAUGUCAGUUUAUUAUAA
This is a messenger RNA of Spodoptera littoralis (African cotton leafworm), 1317 nucleotides long. NCBI's taxonomy places the organism in Eukaryota, Metazoa, Arthropoda, Insecta, Lepidoptera, Noctuidae. The record is from the annotation of a GenBank genome assembly.